AUGAAGAAGCAGCAGCAGCAAGCGCAGCAGCGAGGGCAAGUACAGCAGCAGCGGAAGCUGCAGCAGCAAAGACUGAAGAAGCAGAGGCUGCAGCAGCUGCUGCAGCACCACAAAAGAUGCCACGAUGGCCAGCUGCGCACUCCAGCAAGGCGAUUUUCCCACCAGCUGCUGCAGCAGCAAACUCUUGAAAUCACACUGCGUGGGCAGCAGCUGCUGAGGACCCUGCAGCAGCAGCAGCAGCAGCAGCAGCAGCAGCAGCAACAAACGCAGAAGCAGCAACAACAAGGGGAACCAACCGCAAAACAGACAGCCAGCGUAUCUGCUGCAGCAGAGUCUGCUGCCAAUGGCUCCGAAGGUGCUGCUGCAACUGCUGUUGCAUCUCUUGCUGCGGUUGCUGCUGCUGCCGCUGCUGCUGCUGCUAAUGGUGAGCCUUCUCAGGAAACAAGGGUCCUGCUGCAGCAGCAGCCACGAAAGCAGCUGCAGCAGCAGCCGCAGCUCCUGCUGCAGCUGCUUCAGGGAAACCUGAGCCUGAGGCGCUUCUACACAAGCCUUUGUUUGUGGCAGAGUGGGGUCUGUAACAAAGCAGCAGCAGGAGCAGCAGCAGCACCUGCUGCUGCUGCUGCAACAAUGCCUGCACGAUACAGUAAGGCGAGGGCUCUGCGGGGCAGUCAGCGGCCUUUUUCCAAGCACAGCCACAGCAGCAGCUGCUGCUGCAGGCGCUGCAGCAGCAGCAGCAGCUGCUGCAGGAGCUGCUGCAGCGCACUCAGCCAGCAUCAGCAAACUGGUUGGCUUGUGAGGCAGCAGCAGCUCCUGGGGAAGAGUAAUGUGCAGCAGAAAAAAGCAGAAGGAGCCACCACGGCAGCAGCAGCAGCAGCUGCUGCUGCUGCUGUUGCUGUUGCUGCAGCUCCUGAUGCUACUUGA
This is a messenger RNA of Eimeria tenella, 921 nucleotides long. RefSeq lists its product as uncharacterized. The transcript has a single exon. NCBI's taxonomy places the organism in Eukaryota, Apicomplexa, Conoidasida, Eucoccidiorida, Eimeriidae. The record is from RefSeq and is a predicted model, not a curated record. The coding region runs from base 1 to 921 and encodes 306 amino acids.